UAUGUCGUGACAUUGGCUAGGUUUCUUUUCAGAGACUUCAUAACAAUGAGCUUUUUUGUUUUCUUUAACCACAUCUCUAAACAACGCCUCAUUUAUCGAUAAAACUGUGUUUCGAUCCCCAUCACAGUACACUCGCAUCAUAGCACAGUACAAGUUUCCGAAAAAAUUGUCAAGAUGCUGAUUUCAGCCUUCAUCCUCGCUUCCUUUGCAAUAACAUCAUUAGAUGGCAGCUAUUUCUAUAUCUACAAGGAUUUCCAGUCGAAGGGUGUAUGUUCCUACAAAGGAUACAUGCCAGGGGGUGGUAAACCAAAUAUUUCUCCAAUUAAACCCCCGACUGCAACUAUGCCAGCCAAUGCUCUAGCUAAGAUUGCAGGACUGGGAAGCAAAAGUGCAGCUUUGGCCAUGCACUCAUCAAAUCUGAUGAAAGCCCUUGGCAAAGGCUCUGCAUUAUUUCUCAAAAUUGCCCCAAAACUUGGCCCAGCUUUAGGAGUUUUUGGAGCAGCCCUCGGAUUUGUCACAGCCUUCACAUCACCAACACCACAGGACAUCCUAAACCAGGCAAAUAAGGCCAUUGCAAAACUGACAGCUGAAGUAAACGACCGAUUGGUAAAAAUGGAAGGCUACGUCGAUUAUAAAGUUAUCAAGUUAGAAAAGGACCUUGUUAACAGAGAGUAUAGAUCCUUAUUCAACCUCUUUGGAAACUGUGCCAAGGAAGCUACCAAAGAUCAAGUAAAUGAAUGUAUGCGAGAUGCAGAGAUGAAAGCCGCUUCAGAUGCCCCAAAGUACAUGAUUCUUGACACAAAAAUGGGUGCAUACACCGAUUCCACCAAAUUCAGAAGUUACUACGACAGUAAUCCUUCGAAAGCCCCUUCUUAUUAUGAUGUGAAGAGGAUCGAAGCAGGAAUAAUUUCUUUUCGUGAUUAUGCCACCUUGCAUUUGUUAAUGAUUAGCACAUUGCUUGACACUUACAAAUCGGACGCUACCCUUCCCAAUGCAGCUUACUAUGUGACACGUUACACUAGGGAGCAAGCUUCAGCAGCUGCCAAAUACGCAGGAUAUGCUGAUUGGGCUUACAAGUGGAUUCUUUCUCGAAAUUUUGGCGAAAACCGAAGUAACCAAUUUAAAAAAUCAUGCCAAAAUGCCAAAGAAUUAAAGGAAGGGUGGUUUGUUCCAGUACGCACUGCCUAUUACUCGCAUUGUUCCAUUCAAUGCACUGGAAUGAAUACACCAGCAAACUGUGAUUACAGAGUUUUGAUUCGUGCUGAUGGAAAACGACCCAGUUCUUACUUCAGUUAUUACAAUUCAGCCUGCGGAAGCUGUUUCUCGUCAGUUGCUGUGCAAUAUGGUCUAUCUGUAAAGGGGUCGCAAAUUUGCGCUCCUUUCUUGGCUUCUUUGAAUAAAGACAUCAAAACCUACUACGAUAAAACAUUGGUGUAUUCGGUAAACAUUUGGAAAGAGAUUGCGGCAAAAGCAAAGGCAGCCCAAGGUGACGAGCCUCUGAGCAAUACUCACGAUGCAGGAAAGUAUGAUUACAGCGAAAAAUUCAGUGUUCGUUUAAGGAUCGCAAGAGACCAAGCCAAAGAUCAGUAUAUGGAUAGCAUCAGAUAUGAAGAGAAGCAGAAUGACAGACAGGAUGAAGAAAGAGAUGAGGCCAGCAGGCAUGAAGCUGAAGAUGAUCUUGAAGAUGACGAAGAUGAAGUUUAUGACUACGAAGAAUAGUCUUUACUUUUAUACAGUCAGGGAGAUUAGACUCAAAACUAGAGCACUAUAUACGAUUUUUAGUCUGGAUAUUGAUAUCUUUUUCAAUGGAAUUUUUGUAAUCUCAGCAUUUUAAAGAUCA
Molecule: messenger RNA, 1840 nt
Organism: Rhopilema esculentum
Lineage: Eukaryota; Metazoa; Cnidaria; Scyphozoa; Rhizostomeae; Rhizostomatidae
Source: RefSeq, a predicted model, not a curated record